Hevea brasiliensis (rubber tree) is the source of this 727-nucleotide messenger RNA. RefSeq names its product thylakoid lumenal 19 kDa protein, chloroplastic-like. Lineage: Eukaryota; Viridiplantae; Streptophyta; Magnoliopsida; Malpighiales; Euphorbiaceae. The transcript has a single exon. The record is from RefSeq and is a predicted model, not a curated record. The coding region runs from base 3 to 725 and encodes 240 amino acids.
ACAUGGCCACCAUUCUCUCUCCAUCAGCUUGCCUCUCCUCCUCCGCCACCCCCCAAAAGCCACCGCAAAUUCCGCCACCACCCAAAACCCAGCUCCCUAUGCCACCCCACAAACCCCUCUUAAACACAACACUAACUGCCGCUAUUGCUGCCACUACAAUACUAACCACCACAGCUCCUUCCCUUGCAGACUCAGCACAAACCUACCACAUCUACUACGGCACCGCAGCCAGCGCGGCCAACUACGGUGGAUACGGCGGUAACUCCGACAAGAAAGCCUCAGCUGAGUACGUCUACGAUGUCCCUGAUGGGUGGAAAGAACGCCUAGUCUCCAAAGUUGAAAAGGGCACGAAUGGAACUGAUAGCGAGUUCUACAACCCAAAGAAGAGGACUGAAAAAGAGUACUUGACGUUUCUUGCAGGAUUCAGGCAACUAGCCCCACAAGAUGUGGUGUUAAAUAAUUUGGCCUUGUCUGAUGUGGGUUUGCAAGACUUGAUAUCGGGAGCAGAUAGUGUGAAGAGUGAAGAGAAGAAGGAUGGAGAUGGGCAAGUGUAUUAUGUGUAUGAAAUUGAUGGGAUUGGGAAACAUAGCUUGAUCAAGGUUACUUGUGCUAAGAACAAGUUAUAUGCUCAUUUUGUUAAUGCACCGACACCUGAGUGGAAUAAGGAUGAAGACACUUUGAGGCAUCUCCACGAGUCCUUUAAGACCGUUGGGUCCUUUCAGUGACA